CAUAUUACAUUGUGUUGGUUUUUAAACAUGAUACUAAAAUUUCUUAUUAUCCUCUUUGUGCUUCUGGCAAUUUUUAAUUGCCAGGGUACUGCUGAGGGCAAUGAAGGGAAAGAAACAGGGAGUUCUGGGAAGGAGGGUGAUAAUAGCAAAGGUGCGGAGGGUCAGCAAGGAGGAGGACAAGAAGGUGGGAAAACACAGGAUGAAGGUGCUGAAAGCAACAAAACAAAAAGCCAGGGUGGAGACAGUAAUGACAAAGACCAAAGUGGAGCAGGUCAGGGUGGAGAAAGCGGAGGAAAUAAUGAAGAAGCGAAAGUAGAGGAAAUUUGUGGUAAAGGACAAGGAGAUACAAGACCAGAGACGCCAGAAGAAAAGAAAGAAGAAGCCGAGGCAGAGGAAAAUAAAGAUGAUAAAAAAGAAAAGAAGUUUUUCUUUUCUGGUGACAUGAGAGUAACGAAAGAGCAAAAGGACGAACUUGAAAGAUAUUUCCAGACGGGACAGAAAAGGGAGGCUACAAGUAGGCCCAAUGCCAAAUGGCCAAACCAAACAGUUUACUACACAUAUCACUCAAAUUUGGGCAAAAAAGCUAGGGAUGCAAUCGACGCUGCUAUAAGAGAUAUCGAAGAAUAUACGUGUCUUACUUUUGUGAAAAGGGUGGACAGGUCCAUUGAGCAGUACAUCACAUUUGUCAAACAGAACGGGUGUUGGUCAUAUGUUGGCAUGCUUUCAAAGCCACAACUUCGGAUGGGUUACAAGCAAGAAGUUUCAAUUGGUCAAGGUUGCGAGUACAAAGGAACUGCGAUUCAUGAAAUAUUCCACGCUCUUGGAUUUGAACACGAGCAGUCUCGUCCUGACAGAGAUAAAUACGUCAAAAUUAACUUUCAAAAUAUAGACAAAGAUAAGGUGAACAAUUUCAAAAAAAUACAGAACUCAAUAAAUCUUGGUGUUGGAUAUGACUACAACAGUAUCAUGCACUACCCUGACUGGGCAUUUAGCAAUAACGGGAAGCCAACUAUAGAGGCGGUUGGAAAUGCGAUAGGGGCAGAAAUAGGCCAGCGUGAUGGAAUGACUGCUGGAGACAUCGAACAGGUGAAGAAGUAUUACGAAUGUGAUAAGGCUUCAGGAUCUGGAAAGGAUGCAACGUUUACCCAAAUACUGCGUAGAGAAUUCAAAAAUGAAAAACAAGGCAAGAAACCAGACGACAAAAAGGGAGGAAAAUGCGAGAUGCAGUUCAAAGAUGAGGAGAAAAAUAAGGAACGUAAAAGGGCGAAGAAAGAGAUGUUGAUCAAAAUGCAAGAAGAAAACAUGCAGAGGUUGAAAGAAGAAGAGGACAAAAAAUACCUCAAAAUGCUUAAAAAAAGAACAUUUAAGUCAAAUCAUUGAUCAAUAAAUUUGAUGUAUUGAUAUGCUCAUUGUGAGUUAUAAGACUUAUUAAAUUGUUGAUGAGCUGAAGAAGGUGAAUUUGCAACGCUCCAA
Messenger RNA from Rhopilema esculentum, 1473 nucleotides. RefSeq lists its product as uncharacterized. Gene Ontology annotation, molecular function: metalloendopeptidase activity; zinc ion binding. Lineage: Eukaryota; Metazoa; Cnidaria; Scyphozoa; Rhizostomeae; Rhizostomatidae. Gene Ontology annotation, biological process: proteolysis. The record is from RefSeq and is a predicted model, not a curated record.